This is a messenger RNA of Vicia faba (fava bean), 1323 nucleotides long. The record is from the annotation of a GenBank genome assembly. NCBI's taxonomy places the organism in Eukaryota, Viridiplantae, Streptophyta, Magnoliopsida, Fabales, Fabaceae.
AUGUCUCAUCAACAAGAAGAUGGUGCUGAACAUUUGGGGGAAGAAAACAUGAUGAAAUAUGUAGAAGAUGAUAUGGAAAUUCAAUCUGUUAAUAGAGAAAAAAGUUAUUAUGUUGAUUAUGAUGAAGACGAUUUCUCGUAUAGAAAAUUGUUAGACACUACAGCUGCUCAAGCUAGAAAAGGAAAAGACAUCCAAGGGAUUUCUUGGGACAGAAUUAAUGUCACUAGAGAAAGUUAUCGGCAAACUAGGCUUGAACAAUACACGAACAAUGAAAAUAUUCCACAUUCAGAGGACAUAUUAGGGAAGGUAACAGAAAAAGGAUACUCAUUUUAUGAGUUUAGAAGAAACUCAAGAUCAGUAAAACCAACAAUUCUUCAUUUUCAGUUGAGGAAUAUGGUUUGGGCUACAUCGAAGCAUGACGCAUACUUUAUGUCGAAUUUCUCAGUUAUGCAUUGGUCUUCUUUAACUUGCACAAGUUCUAAAAUACUCAAUGUUUCGGGACAUGUUGCACCAUCUGAGAAUCAUUUUGGGAGUGUAUCCGAGGGACUCACACAAACUCGAGUUAGUACACUUGCAGUUAAAGAUAAUCUUCUAAUUGCUGGAGGGUUUCAGGGUGAACUCAUUUGUAAGCACCUAGAUGAACCUGGUGUUAGAUUUUGCACAAGGACUAGUUAUGAUGAAAAUGCUAUCACCAAUUCCAUUGAGAUUUACGCUUCUCCUAAUGGCGCAGUUCAUUUCACAGUAUCAAAUAAUGAUUGCGGAAUCAGAGACUUUGAUGUCGAGAAAUUUCAACUCUCUAAACAUUUUUGUUUUCCCUGGGCUGUGAAUCAUACUUCUCUCAGUCCAGAUGGUAAGCUACUUCUAGUUGUUGGAGACAAUCCCGAAAGUAUGUUGGUGGAUUCGCAAAAUGGAACGACUGUUGCUGCGUUAUCCGGACACUUAGAUUUUUCAUUUGCAUCGGCAUGGAAUCCUGACGGUGUGACCUUUGCUACCGGGAACCAAGACAAAACAUGUAGAAUUUGGGACAUGCGGAAUCUGUCAAAAUCAGUAGAAGUGCUGAAGGGAAACCUUGGAGCCAUUCGUUCAAUCAGGUAUACUUUUGAUGGUCGGUAUAUGGCUAUAGCGGAGCCUGCAGAUUUUGUGCAUUUAUAUGAAGUGAAAAGCGGGUAUGAGAAUGAACAAGAAAUUGAUUUCUUUGGUGAGAUAUCAGGUAUAUCGUUUAGUCCAGACGAUGAAUCGCUUUUUAUUGGAGUUUGUGAUCGGACUUAUGGUAGCCUUCUUGAAUAUGGUUGGCAUCAGAAUGUAAAAUGUGAAGAAGAUUGA